UAUAUUUAAUAUUUAAUCGAGCAAUUCAAGUUUCUAUCGAGGCAAGACGUCAAGAGAUAAUUCGAUCGCAAUGCGUCGUCCAUUUACAUGAUCUUCGUUCACGCUACGAUCAGCUGCGAUCAAUGAUUUAAAAAAUAUCGGUUAAAAAACAUUAUCGGCCUGUCAGGCUAUUAAUCCCGCUGAUCCCAGUUUCAUUUUCGUAUUCGUCUUCGCUGCACCGGCUGCACGGGCAGCACCUCUGAUGCAAAGAGCCACGUGACCUUGGCAACGACCUCUCAAGUCUCAGCACUGCUCAGCACUCUCAGCUCGGCAUUCAACAUCGUCCGUCAUCUGGUCCUGUUUCACGACAUACGUUGAUUUUGUAGACGGGCCACUUGCGGGGAUCGUCAUCACGUCGCCAAGGCGAGCGGGCUCGUUUCAGAUACAUCUUGGACACAUCAAGGGCUCCGAAUCGGAUCGUGACACACUCGUCGACAGACAUGAUACGAACUACGUCGAGCCUACGUAACGGGCUGGCACGCGCAAUUGUCCGUGGUUCUGUGCAAUCCAGCAGCAGGACCACCGUCGUCCGGUGUCUUCACAGAAAACACCAACAGAGGCUGCAAUUUUACAACAUUCUGCAUCUUGUCUCAACACCAUCGCAGCAGCAGCUCAGGUUUUAUGUUGAUUAUCCCGAUCAUAUUAAAGUUCCACUUCCAGCAUUGUCUCCCACUAUGGAAACAGGAACAAUAAUAAGUUGGCAGAAAAAGGAGGGUGAUAAAUUAAACGAGGGUGACUUGCUAGCAGAGAUCGAAACGGACAAAGCUACCAUGGGGUUUGAAACUCCCGAAGAAGGUUAUCUAGCCAAGAUUUUAGUACCCGCAGGAACAAAGAAUGUAUCUAUAGGGAAACUGGUUUGCAUAAUUGUACAAGACGAAUCUAAUGUGGCUGCAUUUAAAGAUUUUAAAGACGACUCAGUGGCUGCACCUCCUACGCCAGCAGCGCCCGCGGUUUCUCCACCAUCGCCACCGCUUCCUACAGUGGCACCACCAACCUUACCGCCAGUUACUGCAAAAAUUCCUUCUGUCGCACCGCUUUCCGAAGAUAGGAUAUACGCUAGUCCAUUAGCAAGAAGAUUAGCAGCUGAAAGAGGACUCAGCUUACAGGGUCUAAAGGGAACGGGAUUAUAUGGUUCUGUAACGUCCAAAGAUUUGGAAGGUGCGACAGUACAACCAGCAGUAACCAUGGUUGACGCGCCAACUGGAGUAGAUAUUCCUGUAUCGAAUAUACGCGGGGUUAUUGCCAAACGUUUGUUAGAGAGCAAGCAAACGAUCCCACAUUAUUAUCUUUCGGUAGAUGUAAAGAUGGACGCUGCAUUAGCAAUGCGAGAACAGUUUAAUAAAUUAUUAGAGAAGGACAAGAUAAAAUUAAGCAUAAAUGAUAUUAUUAUCAAAGCAAUGGCAAUGGCUUGUAAAAAAGUACCAGAAGGCAACAGCGCCUGGUUAGGAAAUGUAAUUCGACAAUAUAACAACGUGGAUGUUAGUGUAGCAGUAAGCACAGACAGCGGUUUAAUCACUCCUAUAGUGUUUGGUGCUGACAUAAAAGGUAUAAUUCAAAUCAGUAAAGACGUGAAGGCACUGGCCGCGAAGGCGAGGGAAGGAAAAUUAAAACCGCAUGAGUUCCAAGGAGGAACAAUUACUGUGUCCAAUUUGGGCAUGUUUGGAAUUAAGAAUUUUUCUGCUAUAAUAAAUCCUCCACAGUCUAUCAUUCUUGCUGUAGGCACUACAGAGACUACACUGAUACCUGCCAAAAAUGAAAAAGGAUUUAUGACUGCCCAAUACAUGUCUGUAACUGCCAGCUGCGAUCAUCGUACCGUUGACGGUGCAGUAGGCGCACAAUGGUUAGCCGCCUUUAAGGAUUUGAUGGAAAAUCCAACAACGAUGCUUUUAUAAAAUGUUACUUCAGUUGGAAAUAUUAUCUACGUGCCAUUAAAACAAUAUUUAAUCCCAGGCGGUACGUUAUGAAUUUCGUCGCCGAGAUUAUUUUUAUUUGAUUCGACUUAAAAAUCUCGAUUUUAAAUUUUCCAGAAAAAUUACAAUAUACAAAACAUUGCGUUUUGUUCUUAAAUAUAUGGGGCUAUAAUGUUACAAUUAAAGUUAAAUAAUUUGGAUUUGUUGCUUCAUUUAAAUUAAAAAAUUCUUAACUUUGUUAUUGCCUAGACAAAACUAUCUCUAAAAGUGGUCAUGUGUACAUAUGUGUAUUUAUGAUAAUUAAUAAUUCAACUGCACUUGCGUUGCAGAAAAUAUGACUACAUUUUAGGGGAAGUGACGAUAAAAGUGUCCAAAAUGUUUAUAGUAAAUACAAUUUAAUGUAUAUCUAUAUUUAAUAAAUUACCUCUUACAACAUA
This is a messenger RNA of Monomorium pharaonis (pharaoh ant), 2386 nucleotides long. It is a transcript of the gene muc, whose product is annotated as dihydrolipoyllysine-residue acetyltransferase component of pyruvate dehydrogenase complex, mitochondrial. The coding region runs from base 480 to 1931 and encodes 483 amino acids. Gene Ontology annotation, biological process: pyruvate decarboxylation to acetyl-CoA. The record is from RefSeq and is a predicted model, not a curated record. Gene Ontology annotation, molecular function: dihydrolipoyllysine-residue acetyltransferase activity. Gene Ontology annotation, cellular component: pyruvate dehydrogenase complex. Lineage: Eukaryota; Metazoa; Arthropoda; Insecta; Hymenoptera; Formicidae. The transcript is spliced from 7 exons.